AUGGAGCUGCUCGCGCAUGCUUCAGCACCCAGUUCUCGAAAGGAUGACGAGAGAUUCAAGCGCCAGGCAAAGGCUUAUUUGUCCUUCGACUCUGCCAGUAUAGUCUCUGUUCACCAAUUUUCUGAGAAGUCACAAACAGAAUUACCUAUCGGAGUGAGUUCUUCAGCUGCGCCGGUGCAACAUGAAGAAUCUCCGUUGUUUUUGGAAAAUACUCAGGAUGCUUGGACCGCCUUGGACUCCCAGCUGUUUGCACCUUCGCAACCUUCAGAUGAUCAAAGUAUCCAGGAAAGUCAAUUGAACGAGAGUGUUGAUGAAAGCCUUCUUCCGUUACCUACCAAUUCAUCACUACCACCUCGCAUGCCUCACAAUGCAUUGCCACCGGAUGAGUCCGCUCUCUUUGAUGCAUCAAUUAUGCCCGCUCCAGAAUCGAGACCGCACACAUCUCGUGCAGAAAAUGGAUAUCAUAGACAAGCUCAACAUGUUCCGACACCGUCAAGACUGUUGCGACUCAACGAGCAUGGCACGCCGAGCUAUCUUGAUGACCUCUCGACCAUAUAUCCUGCGGAGACCCCCGUUAGGCGAGUUUCGUUGCUUCGAGCCAUGAAUCAGCCUCAGCCACAAGACGAUUUCUCCUCUCCAAGCGACGAUAUCCCAUCACAGUUGCCGAGUACAUAUUCAAUCAGCGACAUAAAUUCCGAUCCAAUUUAUGGUGAUCAGACUGAUGCCCCAACAAGUUCCGCUUGGGGCAGUCUACCUCGAGGCAGUGCUCCUCAACCAUGGACCGGAAUCAUUGAGGAAGAAUCACCUCUCAAGGACCAAUCACUUGAAUCUCCAAGAGCAAACAUGUCUGCUCAAAUUCAGCCAGCACAUUCUUCGGCUGCGUCAGGGCAAGACGAGGUUUCUUCCGCUUCUCUUGACCGUGCAGUGAACCCAAAGCAGCAGCAGCAGCAGCGAAUAGAACCUGUGCAACAGGCUUUCACCUCCUCCUUCGAGUUGCGUUAUCCUUCGGCCUCGCAAGUUGGAGGACUCCAGCCUGACGAUGAGGUGGCUAAACCUGCUUCAGGUAUAGCCAGGCAGGAAGGCAGCACGUUUCACGCUGCACGGUCAUCUUUCGAAUCGGGCUUCUCUUCUGCACCACAAGCACAACGAACUCAGUCCAGUGGGGUUGAUGAUUCGGCCGUGCCCAAGAUGCUAAGGCGACAGUCUCUGGACCAACUUUUACCGACCUCCUUUGACACUAAAUUCUCCUCAAGCCCAGAAGCUCGUGGGACGCAACCCACUGAUAACAGCGAUACCGUUGUUCCUCCUGCGCCAAGACAGCACACUCUCGACCAGCUUUUGCCUACUUCAUUUGAGUCUCGCUUCUCGUCCAGCCCAGAAGCACGUGGCACGCCUUUUGUAGAUAAAGAAAGCCCAAGGGUGAAACCUGCUGAAGCAUCGUCAUCGCCAAGCUCCAAGAUCAACUUGUUUCAACCACGAGAAGUUCUUCUUUCAACAGAUGUACCAACCUCCUCCCCACCAGCAGACAAUAUUGUUUCGGAUCCGACCAACCCGCUUGAAGAUGCUUUAGCUCCCAUUAGGUCGAGUCCAUGGCGACCCACGUCUUCAGCUUCUGAAGGGAGUUGCGUAGCUUCAGAGGCCGAUAUCGAGGUCAAGAGACGCAAACUAAACUCUCUGUCAACUCCCAAAGCAAAACCGACUUUUCAAGAACGAGAAAUCUUCAAGUCUUUAUCUCUACAAAUCCAUCCACCACAUCCACCCACUGGCUCUGAUGAGUUUGUAUCGCACAUUACACCACAACUUAAAAGCCAGUUCUGGGAUAGCGCGGAGUUGCAAGGGAAAUACAAACCUUCGCCCCACCGAGAGCUUGAACAAAGUGAAAGAGGAUAUUGGCAGAUCGACACUCGUUCCUGGAGUCCAAAAAUCCAGAUCAAGUUUUGGGUCUUCUUGCAGUCUAACAUUGGUAGCGGAGUUGGUGGUUGGGGCGUUUGGUGCCUACGGGAAAACGACAUAGAGGCAGAUGAAGGUCAAGAUGCAGGUGCAGAGUUGGGUAUAGUCAGGGUUUUCUGCUGGGGCGAAGUAGUAGGACACGUUUGGUUGCUUUGCUACGUUGCUAGCCAAGCCCGUUUGAAGCGUGUGGAAAGUCAAUGGAUUGAUGCAGAUGGAGAGGUCGUGGUUAGGAUAUAG
Molecule: messenger RNA, 2187 nt
Organism: Aureobasidium musti
Lineage: Eukaryota; Fungi; Ascomycota; Dothideomycetes; Dothideales; Saccotheciaceae
Source: the annotation of a GenBank genome assembly